ACUCCUGAAAUGCAACGAAUCUUCUUCGAUGACCAACACAGGAUGUCAAGCGGAACCAUAAUGUACGAAGACUACCCGAAUGUUGCACCAUUUCUAGCUGUGGAAAACUUUGUAUCUUUUCCGGUUUAUUCACCUACAUUUUGUUUUUCUACAUCUGCGAUUGAUAAUAUUAUGUUCAUGCAGAAGAUCAAGACAAUACUGGCUCGUCUGGAUGAUCUGAUUUCGCGGAACAAACUGCAUGAACAUCCUUGUCUGAUUUCUCAAGCAGGUGCACAGGCCACAAUGCGUCUUGCAUCAAAAUUCAAACUUCGUAGUGAUUGGGGUGCAGCUGUCGAAAUGCCUUUUUGCUUACAUGUCACGGAGAAUGGAUCAUGUCCUCGAACGUAUGAUUAUGAUGACUUGUAUCAACAGGUUCAAUGGCUGAUGAUUCUCGAAGAAGUCAUCUUACCACUAGAUAACAUGGAAGAUAAUGAACUUUCUACGAUUGCUCCUCAUCAACACAGUACAAUUGUUAAAAACGCGAUUAUGAAAUCGAAAAGAGAACAAAGAACUAAACAAUACUCAAAAUCUAUCUCGGCAACGACUUCUUCAAGUAGCCGUGAUGGCUCUUUGUAA
Caenorhabditis remanei is the source of this 615-nucleotide messenger RNA. RefSeq lists its product as uncharacterized. NCBI's taxonomy places the organism in Eukaryota, Metazoa, Nematoda, Chromadorea, Rhabditida, Rhabditidae. The transcript is spliced from 5 exons. The record is from RefSeq and is a predicted model, not a curated record. The annotation marks the transcript as partial.